AUGUCGACUGCUGGCAACUCAACAACAAACCGCAACCCCUCUCGAGUCCUCCAACCUGGACAUCUUGAGACUAGUCUUGUGUACAUCCUGGAAACUGUCUUUGGCUACAGUGCUGGCAGUAUUCUUCAUCUUGCACUCGACUUGUAUGGUUGCAAAUGUUACCUUGACCUUGUUGGCAUGGAUGAUGCUGAUAUUGACGGACUGCAGUAUCCUGUCAGUCAGCCACAUGAUGCUAACGGUGACCCUCAACCUGAUGUACUUCGGGAUGUGCCGAAACCUCUUAAGGCAUAUCUCCAUGGGAUCCGUGGCUACGUCUACCAUCGCGAAACUGUGCUCAAGGAUCCAGUCACCCUGUCUAACUGUAUCCUCAUUGAUCCUGAUGAUUUUGAUACAUACAGGGCCUCCAGCGCAUUCAUCGCGUUCCGCAGCCGCACCAUCCCACAGCCUCUUGUCUCCAAGCCAUCUCGACGUUCACCAGCUGAGGAAUUUGAUCUGGGCAUUAAUCUAGAUGCUAAUCUUUAUCCAACUUUGUCCAAUAAUCGGCAAUGGGAUAGUCUUCAUGGCAAACGUCUCACAUCUGAAGAGGAACAUCCUCAAUACCCUAGCCUUGCUGAGCCUUUUGUCCCUGAUCUUGAAUCAGUUGACCUCGGGCCUGAAGGCAAAUAUGGUACCCUUGACAAGGAAAAUUCCCAGUACCAUUGUCUUGUUGAGCCGUUUGUUACUGAUCUUGCAUCAGUCGACCUUGAGCCUGAUCCUGUUGUUGACCUCAAGACCAAACGCGAACAUGGUACCCUUGAUCUCUCAUCAGUCGACCUUGAGCCUGAUCCCACUGUUGACCCUGAGACCAAAAGCCGACAUGGUACCCUUGACAACGAUCAUGUCCAGUAUCCUUGUCUUGUUGAGCCGGUUGCUACUGAUCUUGCAUCAAUUGACCUUGAGCCCGAUCCUCUUGCCUACCAAGCUUGUCUGGCAUCUUUGGCAACACUUCCUUGCAAGAAAUCUCUUUGCACUGCAAAGUUAGAAGCUGCUGGUUCCAACAAUCAGCCUCCUGCGCAACCACCUCCAUCCCCGCAACAUCCUGUCAACUUACAUGAGAUGUCGACUACUACCGAUUUUCUCUCACAGUUCCAGCACUCAAGCAUGGGGAGGAGUGAAGAUGCAGAUACUCUGACUUCUGUAACAAGUGAAGAGACCAAUUCAGACAAGUUGGCUCUGGUCCCAGCAACCAAGUAUCGUAAAGCUUCUCAAGAGGUCAAAAAUUACGAGAUAUCCAUAGAUGGAGUUGAUGUUGAUGAAUGGGCCAAGUCUGUACCGGAUGAUGGGUCUGCAGGUGAACGAAGUCCUUUUGAUAGAGUGGACAUCCUCACUAAGAGGAAUACAACAGUCACUACUCUGAAGGAUUCUCCUGCCUUAGAUGAUGCUAUUGGUUUCUUUGAGACUCAUCACUGUGUCAUGCCAACAAAUGGUCUGUACAAACUACAUCCUGGACAAGCUUCUGAUCUUGAUUGGUUGGAAUGUAACAUGGCUGGUCUAUUUGAUUUAGAUCCUGCCCAUGUGCCACAACUUAGACCACCAGAUUUUGAAGCUUACAAGUCAGGCAGGCAACCAUCCGUUCUGUUUGUUCCUGAAACGCCUAUCAACUUUGUCAUUAAGUCUACUCCACUGCGAGACAAACCCAUAAACUUGACUUACAAGUUGUCACCCUCUGCACCUCGACGCAGCCCACGCUGCAAAACACAUUCUGAGGAUGGAAGGUGGAACUCAAAGGACAAAUCUGCAGAACCAGGCCCACCGUCUCAUGAUCCAAAUGCUCAUGAUCCUGUCCUGACAAUGGAACCAAUGUAUAAGAACUUGAGCUCUGCAAUGAAAUCGCAUGAACGCAACUGGGAACGCCUGCGCACAUACUUUGAGUGGUUGCCCAAGCUAGAUAUCCAGAAAUUAUUUCUGUGGACUAUUGUCUAUCUAGCUAGAUCUCCUGUGGAGUCCCACCAUGAACACAAAUAUCAUCUCUUGGCGUCAUCCCUAGAGUCCAUUUGUUACAUGUUAGGCACAGUAGGCAACGUGGAACAUCCUGGAUGCCACAUGACCUACAAAUUUCUGUUUCUAGAAAGGAACAACUUUUUGUUUCCUUCAGAAAUCUGCUCUGCUCGAUCACCUACCAAGCUACACAAACGUCUUGAUCUACCUGAUGGGGAGGAACUCAUGCUCCCUACAAUAAUCACCUCAAUUGAUCUAUCUGAUGGGGAGGAGUUGGCACCCCCUACAAAAAUCAAAUCCAGUGACAAUCAGACCAUUAAGACCGUUGUUUAUUCUAGUGAGGAUGAAUUAGAUAUAGAAGACGUUCUGCUAGGAAAUUGGGACCUCAUUGGACAAACUUUCCUUCUCUCACCAGAUGAAAGUUAUGUUCGACGUGCCAAGAUUGUUGAGCUUAACUACAAGCACAACCGCAACAAG
Molecule: messenger RNA, 2454 nt
Organism: Cylindrotheca closterium
Lineage: Eukaryota; Bacillariophyta; Bacillariophyceae; Bacillariales; Bacillariaceae
Source: the annotation of a GenBank genome assembly